Parasteatoda tepidariorum (common house spider) is the source of this 3016-nucleotide messenger RNA. NCBI's taxonomy places the organism in Eukaryota, Metazoa, Arthropoda, Arachnida, Araneae, Theridiidae. The record is from RefSeq and is a predicted model, not a curated record.
AAAAAUGUGUUGUGUGUAGUCUGCACUGUCUCGAAAAAAAAUAAAUAAAUGUUUGUUUUAUUGUUUAAAUGUAUCUGUAAUUGCUGAUUAAUGAUUAUACUUUACUUUAAAUAAAUAAAUUUAACAUAACAUAAGUAAAGAUGGCUUUGCAUCAUUAUUUACGAAUUUUCCUUAAUUUAUAUUUAUAUACUACAUUAUUUACUAUUGUUAGUUGCCUUUACGAAGAUCAAGUCGGCAAAUUUGAUUGGAAACAGCAGUACAUUGGGAAAGUAAAAUUCACUUAUAUAGAUCCAACAGUAGGUGGAUUACAAAAAUUUGUCGUGGCUACCGAAGAAAAUGUACUGGCUUGCCUUAGCACACGAAGUGGAAGUAUAGUUUGGAGGCAAAUACUAGAAAAUGAAAAGAACGGAGAAAUUAAUGCCAUGUCUCACGAUGGGGAUUUGAUUACGGUGAAUGGCGGAGGACAAUUUAUUCGUAGUUGGGAUCCUAAUACAGGUGUACUGCAGUGGGAGACACCUUUUCCUCAUAUUCAAAAGAAAACUGGAAUAAAUUUUUUUGAAAUAAGCCCUUCCUCUAGGGAAGUCAUUUUAGUUGAAAUGAUUACUAAGCAACAAGCCCAAGUAUCUGUGUAUGGUUUUACUCGAGCAUCUCUGAAGACGUCUGAUGUUAUACCUGCACCUUGGUUUGAUAAAAAUACUCAAUGCAAAUUUAUUUCUAGCAGUUAUUUUGCAUGUUUGGAUAGCAAAAAAGAAAACAUUUAUCUUAUAUCUAUAAAGGAUAGCGGUUCAUUUAUUCCUGUGUCAUUAAAAAGUCUUGGAAUUGAGGUAUCUGAAAAUAUUCAAAAUAUAAACAUCAUUACUUUGCCUUAUCAAGGAACAACAGAAAAGCCUGUUUUUGCACUACAGUUGGAUGGCAGUGGUAUUCUAUUAAAAAUAGAACCUCCUGGUUUAAAAUUAGUUAAACUUUUACCCAACUUGAAUAAGUUAACUUCGACUCUGAUUGAUGAUAGAUUGACAUUAUUUUCAAUUAACUUAGUGGAGUCAACAUUCAAAAUCAAAGCUGCAGAUAUUGAUGUCAAAAGCUAUAUCCAAGAAUUGGAAGGUGAAUACAGUUUGACGGAAGACCGUGGUAAAUUAGAAUCAAUUUUCAUACUUCCUUACACAAAAAGAGAUGCCAAAAAAGAUUAUCAUAUUAGCUAUAAAAUGUUACUUCUGUUUGAAGAUUAUUCGAUAUUAAUGGUACAUCGACAAGGCAGAAUUAAUUGGUCUAGAGAAGAAGCGUUAUCUUGUAUUGUUUCAUCUGAAAUAAUGGAUCUACCUUUGUCAGAUAUGGAUGCAAGCAUAGAACAGGAAUUUAGUCAACCAGAUGCUGGUUUGAUUUCAAUGCUCUUAACCCGUUUAAAAUCUCAAGUGUACUUGUUUCAAACUGCUCUUUUACAAGCUGUUAUGGGAUUUAAAGGAGAUGGUAUCAGCAUGGGGGGAGACAAGAAGACUUUAACUCGAGAUACUUUUGGUCUUCAUAAAAUUAUUGUUGUUCUCACAAAACCUGGUAAAACUUUUGGGAUCGAUAAUCUAUCAGGUUUAAUUAUAUGGAGCCAUUAUGAAAAAGAAUUAUCUCCAUUUUAUAUAGGUGAUUCUCAAAAGCCUUAUUUUUCGUUGUUUGUUCAAAGAACAACUGCUCAUUUUCCGUAUCCUCCUGUUUGUACUACAGUUGGACAACAUUUAAACUCUAAAAAAUCGAGAGUGUAUUCGUUUAAUCCAAUUACUGGUAAAACAUUAGAAAGUAGAAUCCUUACCUUUCAGGUUAAACAAAUAAUGCCUAUGGGCAGUCUUGAUCAUUAUUUGAGACCAAUUUUACUUCUGGAUUCUAAUAAUAAAGUGCACAUCUAUCCAGAAGUAAAAGAAAUAUUUUCUCACACCAAGUCUCAUUACUUUUUCACGGCUGACCAGUCUUCUGGCACUUUAACUGGAUAUUCUAUAGUUGAAAAGAAUAAUGAUCUGGCUGCCAUUGAAAUGUGGAAAGUAAAGCUACCAAAUAAAAUAGUCACUGUGGUUACCAAAAAUCCUCAAGAACAUGUACAUUCUCAAGGACGAGUUAUGGGAGAUCGCAGUGUCCUGUAUAAAUACUUGAAUCCAAAUCUUGCUGCUGUAUUUACUGUUGGAAUGGAUUCGAUGCAAAAAACAUUUUGCAAUCUGUACUUAGUGGAUGUUAUAACAGGUUUAGUUGUUUAUACAGCUUCUCACAAAAGAUGCAGGCCACCGAUUCACGUGGUUCAUUCUGAAAACUGGGUGGUCUAUAGUUUUUACAAUGAGAAAUCUAGAAGAAUGGAGAUUUCAUCGCUUGAACUAUUCGAAGGAAUGUAUCAAAGUAAUACCACUGCCUUUUCAUCUUUUGCCCCUCCUCCAUUACCACUGAUUGAGCACCAAACCUUCAUUUUUCCCAAUCUAGUUAUUUCUAUGGCUGACACUAUCACAGAGCGUGGAAUGACGAGCAAGCACAUAUUGAUUGUUUUACCUUCCGGUGGAAUUUUAGAAUUACCUAAAACAUUCUUGGACCCUCGUCGACCGAUACAUCCACUUCCUGAACAUCGUGAAGAAGGCCUUAUUCCCUACAUUCCAGAAUUACCAGUAAUGGCUGAAGGUAUCAUUAAUUACAACCAAAGUGUUAUGCAAGUCAAGGGUAUAACAACUGCCCCAUCAGGUUUAGAGUCAACAUGUUUGGUAUUUGUUUAUGGAUUGGAUUUGUUCUAUACAAGAGUAACUCCGUCAAAAACUUUUGACAUUCUUAAAGAUGAUUUUGAUCAUUAUUUAAUUAGUGUUGUACUUUUAGGACUUCUUAUUUUGUCUUAUACUACUAAACGUUUGGCAGCUCGGAAGACUCUUAGAGCAGCAUGGAAAUAACUCGCUAAAUUUUUAGUGUUAAUAUAAUUUUUGCCUUAAUUGAAUGUAUUGAAGGUGGGCGAUAGUCAUCCUUGCCUGUUCAAUGAUUAGAAUUAAAUAAUUUAUAUUAUUGUUAA